Molecule: messenger RNA, 2566 nt
Organism: Sphaeramia orbicularis (orbiculate cardinalfish)
Lineage: Eukaryota; Metazoa; Chordata; Actinopteri; Kurtiformes; Apogonidae
Product: ATP-dependent 6-phosphofructokinase, muscle type-like
Exons: 22
Coding region: 1-2340 (779 amino acids)
Biological process (GO): canonical glycolysis; fructose 1,6-bisphosphate metabolic process; fructose 6-phosphate metabolic process
Cellular component (GO): cytoplasm; membrane; 6-phosphofructokinase complex
Molecular function (GO): 6-phosphofructokinase activity; monosaccharide binding; AMP binding
Source: RefSeq, a predicted model, not a curated record
AUGUCCAUGCACGCCCCCACCAUGGACCCCACUAAGAUGGGGAUCGGCCGCUCCAUCGCUGUGCUGACGUCAGGAGGAGAUGCCCAAGGUAUGAACGCUGCAGUCAGAGCCACCGUCCGAGUCGGCCUUUACACCGGAGCCAAGGUCUUCUUUGUUCAUGAGGGUUACCAAGGCCUGGUGGAUGGAGGAGACCACAUCCGGCCUGCCACAUGGGAGAGUGUGUCCAUGAUGCUGCAGCUGGGUGGUACUGUCAUCGGCAGUGCCCGCUCUAAGGACUUCCGGACCAGGGAGGGUCGUAUGAUGGCAGCUCGUAACCUGGUGAAACUGGGCAUCACUAACCUGUGUGUGAUCGGAGGUGAUGGUAGUCUGACCGGAGCCAAUGAGUUCAGGACCGAGUGGAGUGGGCUGCUGGCCGACCUGGUCAAAGGAGGUAAGAUCACAGAAGAAGAAGCCAAGAAAUCUUCACAUCUGAACAUUGUGGGUAUGGUCGGCUCCAUCGACAAUGACUUCUGCGGCACCGACAUGACCAUCGGCACUGACUCAGCCCUGCACCGCAUCAUCGAGGUGGUGGACGCCAUCACCACGACCGCUCAGAGCCAUCAAAGGACGUUCAUCCUGGAAGUGAUGGGCAGACACUGUGGGUACCUGGCCCUGGUGACGGCUCUGGCCUGCGGUGCUGACUGGGUUUUCAUCCCAGAGAUGCCACCAGAUGAGGGCUGGGAGAACCACCUGUGCAGGAGGCUGGCAGAUCAAAGGGCCAGAGGUUCUCGUCUGAAUGUGAUCAUCGUGGCCGAGGGUGCAAUUUCCAAAGAUGGAAAACCCAUUACAUCUGAACAGAUCAAAAAGCUGGUGACUGACAGACUGGGCUUUGACACCCGUACCACAGUCCUUGGACACGUACAGAGAGGAGGAACGCCCUCUGCCUUCGACAGAAUCCUGGGCAGCAGGAUGGGCGUGGAGGCGGUCAUGGCGCUGCUGGAGGCCACUCCUGAAACCCCCGCCUGUGUGGUGAGCCUGUCGGGUAACCAGGCCAUCAGACUGCCGCUCAUGGAGUGUGUGCAAGUGACCAAAGAUGUGACUGCUGCCAUGGCUGAGGGAAGAUUUGAUGAUGCUAUCAAGCUCAGAGGAAAGAGUUUUGAGAACAACUGGAACACAUACAAGCUUCUGGCUCACAUCAAUCCUCCAGAUGUCAAGAGCAACAUCAACGUGGCCAUCAUGAACAUUGGCGCUCCCUGUGCUGGUAUGAAUGCUGCGGUUCGCUCUGCAGUCAGGAUGGGCAUCAUCCAGGGUCACACCAUGUUGGCCGUUCAUGACGGCUUCGAUGGUCUGGCUCACGGACAGAUCGAACCCAUCAACUGGAAUUCAGUUAGUGGCUGGACUGGAAAGGGAGGCUCGAAUCUGGGCACCAAGAGAACUCUACCAUCUAAAAUGCUGGAACAAAUCAGCCUGAAUAUCGCCAAAUUCAACAUCCAUGCUCUGGUGAUCAUUGGUGGAUUUGAGGCCUAUGUGGGAGGCCUUGAGCUGGUUCAGGCCAGAGAGAAAUAUGAGGAGAUGUGCAUUCCCAUGGUGGUUAUCCCAGCCACAGUGUCCAACAACGUCCCCGGCUCUGACUUCAGCAUCGGCGCUGACACCGCCCUCAACACCAUCACCUCGACAUGCGACAGAAUUAAGCAGUCUGCAGCUGGGACCAAACGGCGUGUGUUCAUCGUGGAGACCAUGGGCGGAUACUGCGGCUACUUGGCCACUAUGGCAGGUUUGGCAGCUGGAGCCGAUGCCGCCUACAUCUUUGAGGACAAAUUCAACAUUAAAGACCUGGAGGUGAACGUAGAGCAUCUUAUUGAGAAGAUGAAGACAACCGUGAAGAGAGGUUUGAUUCUCAGGAAUGAAAAUUGCAAUGCCAACUACACGACUGACUUUAUCUUCAACCUGUAUUCAGAGGAGGGCAAAGGCGUCUUUGACUGCCGUAAAAAUGUCCUGGGACACAUGCAGCAGGGUGGGACUCCAACACCCUUUGACAGAAACUUUGGAACAAAGAUGGGGGCCAAGUCUGUUCUGUGGCUGACUGAUAAACUGAAGGAGUGCUACAGACAUGGUCGUAUCUUUGCUAAUACUCCAGACUCUGCCUGUGUACUGGGCAUGAGGAAGAGGGCCCUGACCUUCCAGGCACUCACUGAACUGAAAUCAGACACUGAUUUUGAGCACCGCAUCCCCCACACACAGUGGUGGCUGAAGAUAAGGCCCAUCAUGAAGAUUCUGGCCAAGUACAACAUCAAACUCGACACAUCUGAACACGCAGACAUGGAGCAUGUGAUCAAGAAGAGGAGUGCACUUGGAAAGUAGACUCUGUUCUGAAGACUACAUGUCCGGGGGGUGGGGGGGGGUCAUGUUUCAGCGUAUUUGCUUGUCCAUGUCCUGUCCCUGUGCUGUAGUACACGAGCUGCUGCCUUAUCCUUUUAUCCUGAACAUGUGCUUUCUCACAGAGUUCAGUGCUUUCAAGAACUUUCAAUGACAACUUUGCAAAAGAUACAAGAUUUUGAAAGGCUUAUUAAAGACUUAUUUUAAGAAA